This is a messenger RNA of Aspergillus calidoustus, 1500 nucleotides long. NCBI's taxonomy places the organism in Eukaryota, Fungi, Ascomycota, Eurotiomycetes, Eurotiales, Aspergillaceae. The record is from the annotation of a GenBank genome assembly.
AUGGCGAACUUGGAGAAAUCACAGUCGACCCAGGUGGAGGAGGCGGGUACUCCUCCGUCUGAGGCGAGUACGCUUUCAGAGCAGCAUCAGGCGUAUCUUAUUGAACGCCAUGGCACGUUGGAUCUCGAUCCUGUCCCCAGUAUGGACCCGGCGGAUCCGUACAACUGGCCUUCGUGGAAGAAAUCAUGCAACCUAGCACUCGUCGCCUUUCACGCCUGCAUGGGCACCUUUACCGCCGCCGCCAUCAUUCCAGCCUACGAGGAGAUUGUAGAGGAUGUUGGCGUCUCAAUCCAAAGAGUCAGCUAUCUUACAUCUCUCCAGAUUGCAAUCCUCGGCGCCGCUCCAUUACUCUGGAAACCGCUCUCCCACCGAUAUGGACGCCGUCCCAUCUUCCUCGCCUCGCUCGUGCUGAGCUGUGUCUGCAACAUUGGAUGUGCAAAGAGCCCUGACUACGCGUCUAUGGCUGCGUGUCGGGCUCUAGUUGCUUUCUUCAUUUCUCCCGCGAUGGCACUUGGCAGUGCAGUCGUUAUGGAGACUUUUUUCAAGCACCAGCGUGCCAUGUACAUGGGGGUGUGGACGGUCAUGGUGACUCUCGGCGUUCCAAUCGGACCAUUCAUCUUUGGUUUCGUUGCCGAGCGGGUUGGAUAUCGCUGGAUUUACUGGACAUUGGCCAUUACCAACGCGGUUCAAUGCAUCCUAUACGCCUUCUUCGGGCCCGAAACCCGCUACCUCGCUCCAUCCUCCUCGCCUGUGAAAACCCAAUACCUCAGGCUCGCUCGCAUCGAUCGAACCCCGUUCACAGCUUACGAAUUCUUCCACCCCCUCACACUCUUUACAAACAUUCCCGUCCUCAUCUCUGCAGUUGCCUACAGCAUGGUGUUCCUCUUCGGCUCAGUGCUCAACUCGGUCGAAGUCCCACAACUCCUGCAACAGAAAUUUGGGCUCUCCGCGUCGCAGCUCGGCUUACAAUUCCUCGGACUCAUUAUCGGCUCGCUGCUCGGCGAGCAGAUUGGCGGUUACACCUCGGAUGCGUGGAUGAAUCUCCGAGCCCGUCGGAUUGCCGCAAGCCCGCAGAAUCAUGGAAUCACUCGCCCACCCGCCGAAUUCCGUCUCUGGCUCUCUUAUCCUGGCUUCCUCAUCACGAUUGCGGGAAUGGUUACGUUUCUCGUCUGCACCGAGCAAGCCCCAACCGGACACUGGAGCGUCAGCCCAAUCAUCGGCACGGGUAUCGCCGCCUUUGGCAACCAGAUCGUCACUACCGUGCUUACAACCUACGCCGUCGACACAUAUCCAGCCGAUGCGGGAAGCGUAGGCGUGUUCAUCAACUUUGUUCGAUCGACGUGGGGAUUCAUCGGUCCGUUCUGGUUCCCGGACAUGUUUGAAAGUGUGGGCGUUGCGGGGAGUUCUGGGGUGGUGGUUGCGCUGAUUAUGGGCUGUGGGUUUUUGCCGAUAGUUGGGUUGCAUUUCUGGGGAUCGCGGAGUCGAAAGGUGGUGGAGUAG